Messenger RNA from Porites lobata, 392 nucleotides. The record is from the annotation of a GenBank genome assembly. NCBI's taxonomy places the organism in Eukaryota, Metazoa, Cnidaria, Anthozoa, Scleractinia, Poritidae.
AUGGCGAGAGCGUCUGAAGCCUCGAAAGAACAGAUUAAAGGAAUGGCUCCAAAAGAACACAGCGAUGAAAAUUCCUCGUUGCAUGAAAUCCAAUAUUGCGGCAAACAAAAGAAGAAUUCUCCGCGCCAACCAGGGUCAGGUCCCACAUUGCAACUAGGAAAUUGUAAGUUUUGUGGUUCUUCUCACUUGUGGGGUUCUUGUCCUGCUUUUGGUAAAACGUGUGGUUAUUGCCAGAGAAAACACCAUUUUGCUCGCGUGUGCCGAAAGAAAUUGGAAAAUCUUGGUGGGAAAACAGUGCAUGCCAUGGCUGAAGAGCCAGACGACAGCGACACUGGAGCUGAUCUGUUUACAUUUUCAGUGGAAUGAAGCAGCGAAUGGCCCCGUCAGUAUGA